GCUAUGCUCAGUUAAGAUAAAAGGCGUAAGGUUUAGAUUGUUUUUUAAUUUACUUCCCUUAAAAAACAGGGAGAGAACUGGCUACUUGCCAGUGAAACUCAUCCACAGAAGUUUGAGCGAAAUGCUGAUGUAGCUACUCACUAGCUCUCUAGUGUGAAGCCAAAUGUUGUCGGUGUUUUGUCGUAGUUAGUUCCCAACAUCCGCAUUUCGUCUCAACUGUGUUUCACAACGCUGUUCUCGCGUCGUUUUGUGGUCAGGCAACAAUAUGCCAUUGUGUUCAGUAAGGGAAGGAACAGAUAUCACUAUUGACGCACGCAGGUAGUUCCGCUUUUCUUAAAAUUGACGGGGCCCCUUAAAUUCCAUGGGCUAUAUCUGAGAAGGAAUGUAGGGGCAUGACCCAGUACCGUCUCGGUGGACGGUCGGAACCAUUGUUAGGUUCGUGACCUGUAGCAUUGAAAGAAGAAAACGUGCACAGAAGAAGAAAAGCACAGUCUCCUGGGCUGGGACCCCUGCUUCUGGGGGCUGGGCCCAAACAUGGCUGCCGGGGAGAGCCAGCUACAGAGGAUUAUCAGAGAUCUGCAGGAGGCCGUGGCAGAACUGACCAGGGAAUACCAGGAGAGCGGGGAGCCAAUCACAGAUGACAGCCCCAGCCUACACAAGUUCUCCUACAAACUGGAGUACCUGCUACAGUUUGAUCAGAAAGAGAAGACAACAUUUCUGGGAGCACGAAAGGACUACUGGGAUUACUUCAGCGACUGCCUGGCCAAGAUCAAAGGAGCUAAUGACGGCAUCCGCUUCGUCAAGUCAAUCCCUGAGCUGAAGACGUCCCUGGGUAAGGGCAGGGCCUUCCUCCGGUACUCUCUUGUGCACCAGCGUCUGGCUGACACCCUGCAGCAGUGCCUCAUCAACCAGCGUGUCACCAGUGACUGGUACUUUGCUCGCAGUCCGCUCCUGAAGCCUCACCUGAGUGUGGACAUCAUCAGUCACCUGUACGAGCUGAACGAGGUGCAGUUUGAUGUAGCAUCCAGAGGCCAUGACCUGGACUCCGCCUGGCCCACCUUCGCCAGGAGAACUCUGGGGUCAGGCUCACCUGGUCACCUGUGGAAACCGCCAAGCCGAAGCUCCAGCAUCAACAGCCUGGCCAGCUCCUUCUCUCAGCAGGCUCAGGACUUCCUCUGCAGUCCGGACUUUGGGCUGCUGGACGAGUCGGGCGAGCAGGGCUGUGAGCCGGCGGGCGCCAACGUUAGCGGCGUUAGCGUCAGCGCGCAGGAGGCCCUGCGCUUGGAGCUGGACCAGGCUGAGCUGCGGCAUCGGGAGCUCCUGGCGCGCGUGCGGCAGGCCGGGGAGGAGGGGGCGGAGCUGCGGCAGGUGCUGGGCGAGCUGCAGGCUCAGCUGGACGCCUCGCUGGCCGCCCACGAGGCCCUGCGGCAGGACUCCGCCCACCAGCGCCGCCGGCUGGAGCAGGAGGCCGAGGCCCUGAAGGCGGAGUCCCGCGCCCGGGAGGCGGAGUCACGGCAGCUGCGGGCCCAGCUGGAGGGGGCGGAGCAACGGAGCGCCGAGCUCCUGUCCCGCCUCCAGGGCGAGCUCAGUGAGAAGGGCCAGCAGGCGGCCAGUCAUUUUGACUCGGCCCAGAAGAUGCACGAGCUGCUGGCCCAGCUGCAGGAGGCUCAGAUGGGGGCAGAGGAGCAGAGGGAGGAGGUCAGGAGGGCGGAGUCCGCCCUGCGGGAGAGCGAGGCCCGGCUGGAGGAGCUCUGUGCCUCCCUGUCCCAGCGGGAGGUGGAGCUGCAGGAGGCGCGGAGCUCGCUGGAGGCUCGCGAGCGGCAGGCAACGGAGGAGAAGGAGGCGCUGGAGAGCCGGGCCCGGGGCCUGGAGGAGGAGGUGGGAGCCAGGGAGGAGCAGGCUAAGAAGGUGGAGGAGUACAGGGAGCAGUGCGCCAGUCUGAUGGAGCUCAACGGCGGCCUGCUGCAGACCGCCAGACGCCAGGAGGAGGCGACGCUGGACCUGCGGGCAGCGGGCGCCGAGCGCGAGAGGAGGCUGGAGCAGGAGAACCGCGAGCUGCGGGAGGAGCAGGCCGCCGUGAAGGAGGCGCUGGCCUCCAUGCAGGCAGAGCUGCGCUCCAUCCGGGCCCAGAUCUCCGAGCUGGAGGGCAGCCUGGCCACCUCCCGCAGGAGAGAGGAGGACCUGCAGAAGGAGAAGGUGGAGUUGGAGAAGGAGAGGGUGGAGCGGGAGAAGGAGAAGGUGGUGUGGGAGAAGGAGACGGUGGAGCGGGAGAAGGAGAAGGUGGACCGGGAGAAGGAGAGGGAGGAGUGGGAGAAGGAGAGGGAGGAGCUGCAGAAGGAGAAGGCGGAGCUGCAGAAGGAGAAGGUGGAGUGGGAGAAGGAGAGGGAGGAGCUGCAGAAGGAGAAGGUGGAGUGGGAAAAGGAGAGGGAAGAGCUGCAGAAGGAGAAGGUGGAGUGGGAGAAGGAGAGGGCGGAGUGGGAGAAGGAGAGGGAGGAGCUGCAGAAGGAGGUGUGCGAGGCGGGCGUACGGCUCUCGGGGGCUGAGGCCCAGCUGGAGCUCCACCUUGGGGAGGUCUCCCGGCUGCAGGAGGAGGUGCAGGGGCUGCGGACAGGCCUCUGCAGGGCCGAGGAGGAGGAGGCGCGGGCCAGGAGCCGCCUGGAGGCCACAAAGGAGGAGAAGGAGGAGCUGAGGUCCCUGAGGGAGUCCCUGAAGGCGCAGCUGGAGCAGAUGAACCGGGGCCACGUGCAGGAGCUGCAGAGCAGCAGGGAGGAGGUGCAGGCGCUGCGGGCGGAGCUGCAGAGCAGCAGGGAGGAGGCGCAGGCGCUGAAGAGGCAGCAGGAGGCGCUGAGCGUGGAGCUGGACGACGCCCGGGAGGGACUGCACCGCGCCAACACCGAGACCGCCGAGCUGGGCGUGGCCCUCUGCGGCCUGACUGCGCGGAGCCAGGAGGCGCAGGGGGAGCUCGGGGAGGCGCGCAGGCAGCUGCAGGAGGCGCAGGGGGAGGCGCGGGACCUCCGGGGCCGGCUGGAGCAGGCCGAGGGCCGGGGGCGGAGCCUCCAGGAGUCCCACCGCGAGGAGGCGGAUGCCGUCAGGUUCCAGAUGAGCAGCGAGGCCAUGAGCUACCAGAACCAGAUCAAGAGUGCCAAUCAGGAGGUGGUGGCCGUACGGGCCCAGCUGACUGCAGAGCAGGAGAAAGGGCGCCACCUAGAGGCCCGGCUGUCUGAACUGGAGACUGUUAACAGGAAGAACUCUCAGCUGGUGGAAGAGAAGGACUCUGGGAUCUCAGAACGGGACGCUGUGAUUGGACAGAAGGACGAAGAACUGCAGAGCCUGAGAGAGAGCCUAGCCAGCGCCGGGGCAGACCUGCUCAUGGCUCUGGGACGCUGUGAGGAACUGAAGGGGGAGCUGGAGGUCACCGUAGCGGACAGAGAAAACCACAAACUCAAGAUGGCCGCUGAGAUGGACGACCUCUGCAGGACCAAGGGCAACCUGGAGGAGCGCCUUAUCGAGCUCAUCAGAGAUAAGGACGCUCUGUGGCAGAAGUCGGACGCGCUGGAGUUUGAGCAGAAGCUGCGGGCGGAGGAGCAGUGGUGGUUGGUGGACAAGGAGGCCACGCACUGCCUGAGCUGCCGGAGCCAGUUCACCUGGUUACUGCGGAGACACCACUGCAGGUUGUGCGGGCGCAUUUUCUGCUACUACUGCAGUAAUAACUUUGUGAUGACGAAGCAGAGCGGCAGGAAGGAGAGGUGCUGCCGGGACUGUUACUCUCAGCACAGCGCCGUGAGAGAGCGCCUCACGCAGGCCGAGCUGGGACUCACACCCCCGCCCGCCGGGACCGCGCCCGGCCCCGCCCCCUACACCCCCACGCCCAGCGUCACAGUGACGGACCCCGGCUCCAGGUCCGAGGAUGCGGUGUUCGACAUCAUCACGGAGGAGGAGGUGAACGGGGUUUACGACAGCGACUCUCUGUCCCACGGCACCGAGGAUUCCCCUGAGAGAGAGACAGGGACCAGCACAGAGCUGGGCUCGAGCGGGAGCAGGGCAGACCCCAGCCCUGAGGGCCCCAGCCCUGAGGACUCAGAGGAGCAGAUUCCAGCAGUGCAGGACGCUGAGAUACACCUGCUGAAGUCUGGAGAACUGGCGAGCAGCGUGCCACUCGCCGUGGAGGACAUGGCCCAGUUCGGGGACGGCUCCCGCGAGCUCCUCAUCAAGGCCAGCAGCUACAGCGUCAUCACCAUGGAGCUGCCCAAGGCCGGCCCCACCAUCAGCUGGCUGUUCUCCUCCGAGCCCAAGAGCGUCUCCUUCAGCGUGGUGUUCAGGGAGGGGCCACUCAGCCCCCUGGAACAGGCCAAGGUUCUCAUCCCCCUCACCCGCUGUGACUCCCACAGGGAGACAAUCCAGGGGCAGCUGAAAGCCCGGAACCCAGGCACCUACCUGCUCAUCUUCGACAACUCCUUCUCCAGGUUCAUCUCAAAGAAGGUUCUGUAUCACCUGACAAUCGAGAAGCCAAUUAUCUACGACGGAAGUGACUGUCUGUAGACGGAAGGGCUGGAUUUAGCAGCUCUCUCUGUUCGGAUGUGUAUUAACCCCCUCAUGGGCCCUCCACGGUCAGGGCUGUUACCAGUGCAGGAUAUUUGCUUGUUAAAAUCCAUGACUGCUGCCGAAUACAUGCUAAUGGGUUAUCUCCUCCUGAUGGAUAUACACGCGUGACUUUACCUCACAGAUAUCCUGCUUUUGUAAUGUCCGUUACCAUGCAGAUGCCCCUCCAGGUCUUCUUUUUCUAUGUAAGGUUGUUUCUUUGAAAAAAAACGUGUGUCAUACCAUUGGAGAAAAGCUUUUAGCAUGUGUUAGACGCCAGCUGUAAAGUGCAUUUUUGUUCAUGAAAUACUGCCGUUAGCUUUGAUUUACGACCUAGCAUUAAAGAAACAAACAGCAAAGGUGCACAAGAAGAAUAGCGGGAUAGCGCGAGGUGUGUUUGGGUGAUUUAGUAGACGUAGAAUCGUUCGCGGUGUGUUUGGGAGAUUAAUGUGAUGUAGAUGUAAAAAAACAGGGUGGUAAAUGCAAGCUGGAGCUUUAUGAUUGGUACCCAAAUGCCAUAUAAAAACAGGUUUAUUGUGAAUUAUGCACUACAAAAAAAAAAAACUAAGAAACGCAAACUAUGCAAUCUUUUAUAUAUUAGAAGGUUCUAAUAUCUUUUAUUAUAUUAGAAGAGUGGUAAAUGACUUAAAUCGCUCACUGUCCUCACAACAGGUGCGUCGUAGCAUAGCAACGACGCCUGCCACUGUCUCGGAGACGCAGUUGGUGAUCGCAGCGCACUGCUUCCGUAACGCGGGCGCGGUUACGGGACCCGAGCGGCUCUGGUGUGACGUGCUGCAGCUACACUGCACUGACCCCCUGAUCUUCAGGCCAAGUAAAAAAAGAGGCAAAAUCUUUCAUUUUAAAUCUUUUAACAUGAAUUUUGCUCAUGCAUUUAUUCAUUUUUAAGACUGGAACCUUGAAGGCUGAAUUCAGUGCCUGUGGCCCAGGCAGCGAUCCACGCAGAGGUCUGGGGUCCGUUUCAUCGGCCGUAACUCACCAUGCACAUUCUCGCCCGGAGCUCUCUAUGCACACCAUCGGUAUUUUUAAAGAAUCCACCGGACGCACUAAACUUUGUUUUAGGUUUUUAAAAGUUUAUACAUUUAGUUUUUAAGAUUUCUUUGACGUUUUAAUAAUGUAAGGUUUUGUGUUUUGUUGUAUUCAUUACUCUUUGUGCCAGAUGUUUUAACUCCAAGUAGGCUGAUGUAAGCCUUGCUUUUUCCUUCAGUGACACUAUUCUCCAGCAAUGUGGAGGAAGACAAAACCUCAGCAAAUUCUGACACUACCUUUUUAUAUAUUAUCAAACAUUACUUUCCAGUAUUUACACACUAAAACAUAUUUGGAUGCUGCUUUUUUUGGGGGGGGGGAAUAAUUCUAUAUUUAUAAAAUACUUUUGUAUUUUGUAUUUUAUAAAAUCCAUACAUUGUUGCAUUUGUAAUAAAAACAUAUUUUCAAGAGAAUUAUUCAUGCAAAACUGAUAUAAAAAUGUUUGAGAAAAAAAUUCUAAGAGUUUUAAUUUCAAUUUAAAGGAAUUUGGCAAGGUCGGCCUGGAAUGACUGAAUGUAAAUACGCGUUUGCUGAUUUGUAUUCAUUAGAUGUUUUAAUGGUUAUACACUCAGUGAGCCCUUUAUUAGGAACACCUGUACACCUGCUUAUUCAUGCGAUUAUCUAAUCAGCCAAUUGUGUGGCAGCAGUGCAAUGCAUUAAAUCAUGCAGAUACAGGUCAGGAGCUUCAGUUAAUCAACCAUCAGAAUGGGGAAGAAAUGUGAUCUCAGUGACUUUGACCAUGAAAUGAUUGUUGGUGCCAGACAGGGUGGUUUGAGUGCUUCAGAAACUGCUGAUUUCCUGGGAUUUCCAUACACAACAGUCUCUAGAGUUUGCAGUGAAUGGUGCAAAAAACAAAAACAUCCAGUGAGCAGCAGUUCUGUGGGCAGAAAGGCCUUGUUAAUGAGAGAUGUCAGAGGAGAAGGGCCAGACUGGUCAAAGCUGACAGGAAGGUGACAGUAACGCAAAUAACCAUGCAUUACAACAGUGGUGUGCAGAAGAGCGUCUAAGUGCAUAGGCUCCAGCAGCAGAAGACUUAAUAAGUCAAAAAAAUAAGUAAUAAGUACCUAAUAAAGUGCUCACUGAGUGUAUAUUGUAUGGUAAUUAUAAACAUGUAACUUAAGCCAUGACGUAAAAUGUGAAAGCUUUGAUUUUGGAAUAAACGGUAUUGAUAGUG
Messenger RNA from Conger conger (European conger), 6796 nucleotides. RefSeq names its product FYVE and coiled-coil domain autophagy adaptor 1a (gene fyco1a). Gene Ontology annotation, cellular component: late endosome; autophagosome; lysosome. The transcript has 20 exons. Gene Ontology annotation, molecular function: metal ion binding. Gene Ontology annotation, biological process: plus-end-directed vesicle transport along microtubule; positive regulation of autophagosome maturation. The coding region runs from base 535 to 4539 and encodes 1334 amino acids. Lineage: Eukaryota; Metazoa; Chordata; Actinopteri; Anguilliformes; Congridae. The record is from RefSeq and is a predicted model, not a curated record.